This is a messenger RNA of Prorocentrum cordatum, 4032 nucleotides long. Lineage: Eukaryota; Dinophyceae; Prorocentrales; Prorocentraceae. The record is from the annotation of a GenBank genome assembly.
CAGGUGCUGUCCUCGCUCGCAGACGUGCUGGCGGGGCAGCGGCGCAUCGAGUGCAAGCUCGCGGGGCUCGAGAGGGCCCUCGGCGACGGCGGCCUCCCCUCGCGGGCCGCCGCCGCCACGGGCGAGGACGUCCUCCCGCUCCCCAGCCCUCCCGACGGGGACCCGGCGCUGGCACCGGGGCACAGGGCCCCCUUCGUGCCCGAGGCCGCCGCCGCGAGAGGCGACCCGCCCCGAGACCCGGGUGCGGCGUGGCGGGCUGGCGAGGCCAAGGGCCCGGGGGCGCUGCAGCUGGCGCACCACGUGUGGCGCGAGCACGGCGUGUGGAGCCCGGAUCGCCUCGCCGCCGUGGGCGAGGCGGACCAGUGGCCGAGGAACGUCCAGCUGCGGCCCGAGGUCGUCGAACUGCGGAACCACCGCGGCAGCCGGCCGGACAGCGUCACCAACUCGGAGUUUUUGCAGAGCGCCGGCCGGCUGCGAGCGGGCCUCCUCACCAGGGGCACCCUCGGGAGGACGACGAUGUUGCCGAGCAGCACCAGGUACGAUGGGGUCGCUCUGGACCCCGAGUGGAGAGGGCGCCGGUUGAUCGACUGCCUCAGCCUGCUAGCCCUCUUUCACGACUUGGUGACCGUUCCUUUCGCGCUGGCGUUCGACAUCGCCUUCCAGGGCUUCUUCCGCACGGCGUCCUGGGCGGCCGCCGCGUUCUGGGCCGUGGACCUGGCGAUGGGGCUGGUCACCGGCUACUACAAGGACGGCGAGCUCGAGCUGCGCCUGCGGCCAGCCAUGAAGCACUUCUUGAGGACCAGAUUUGCCCCGUACAGCGCCCUCCUGUUCUGCGACGUCGCGAGCAACCUCAUCGACGAGAGCAUUUCCUCGGCCCCGAUGGCGCUGAGGGCGAUCCGCCUCUUCGGGCUGCUGCGGGUCCUGCGGUUCGCCAAACUGGUGGGCGACUUGGUGGAGCGCGUGCUGGUGGACGCUUGGCGGCUGGUGCUCCGGGGAGUGGAGGUCUUCUUGGUCAUCAUAUGGCUGAACCACUUGUUCUCGUGCUGCUGGUACUACAUAGGCCGGAAAGCCCACAGCGACACGGGCGGGCGCUGGUUCGAUUCUUUGGACGUGGCCGGGGACGUUCCCAGUGGCACCCUCGACCCCGUCGGGGAGUUCGAGCGCGCCAGCGACCUGUACCGCUACAUGACGUCGCUGCAUUGGAGCAUGUCGCAGCUUACCGCCGGCGGCGUCGAGGGGAUCACCCCCCUGAACAGUGCCGAACGCCAGUUCAACAUCUUCUGCCUCCUGUUCGGCCUCCUCUUCGGGAGCUCCCUAGUAUCGACCCUGUCCGCCACCAUGACGCAGCUGAAUAUGAUGAAGCAGGAGCAGACGCAGAAGCUGCUCCAGCUCCGGCACUUCCUGGACCAGCACUCCAUCUCCCCCACUCUGUGCGUCCGCGUUCAGAGGCAGGUGAUGCAGCGCAUGAGCAAGAGGCCCCAGCUCACCGACAAGGACGUGCUCGCGCUGUCGCUCCUCUCCACGGAGGUCCAUGCGGACCUGCGCCUCGAGCUGAUGGGCCCGCAUUUGAUGCGCCAUCCGGUGCUGCUACUGAUCUUCAGCAUCAGCGAGGCAACCAUCCGGAUGCUGUGCCGCGACGCCGUCGAGAUGAUGGUCGUAGCUAUGGGGGACACCGUCUUCGAAGCUGGGAAGGAGGCGGAGACCGCUUACUGUGUCAUGGACGGGUCCGUCCGCUACGAGUCGGCGGCAGAGGGAGGGAAGAUCGCUCUGUCGGAGAUCGAGAUGACAAAGAAGCCGCCGACGCGGGCAUGCGGGCCGGGCACCUGGCUUUGUGAGGUCGCGCUGUGGACGCGCUGGACGCACGUGGGCACCUGCAGAUCGCCGAAGAUGACGCAAUUGCUCACGCUCUGCGCCGAGUCGAUGCUCCGCAUCCUGCUCCGGGCCCACGUUGUGAGGGACGUAGUUGUGGAUUACUGCAAGCAGUACCACAAGCGGGUCGUGUCGGCAGUCCCGCCCAGGCACACCUAUCCGACCGACUUGGAUGUGGCAGGCACAGAUUUCUGCGAGCUGGUGCUGCGGAUGGACCCGGCGACGCAGCUCAUCGCGGGGGAGGCGGCCCUCCGCGUGCUGGGAGACAGCCUGGACAAGCGGAAGAUCGCGAGGCUGGAGUCGGAGCUCCACGACGGGAGGUCCUGCAUCAUGAUGGACGGCGAUGAGAUCCAGCGAGCCGUGGAGGUGUCGGUGUUGCACUUGGAGCGGGACGACCACUGCGUGCUGGCCCAGGUGGGGAAGAUGACCAGCGACGGAGCGGAGCCCGUCUGUCAGCUCCCGGGCGCGAAGCAGCGGCAGGCCGAGCCGCCUUCGGAGGCAGUGCAGCGCAUCCUGUCCAACAUCGCCGGCCUCGUCCCCAGCAUCGUGCUCGACGGGGCCGACCUGGAGGUCUACUGGAAGGAGUCGCCGUCCUUCGGCAUCCGCACCAAGUACUUCCGCACCAGGCACUACGGCAGCGUCGAGCUCGGCGCACCCCCCGCGGAGGGGCCGCCGAGGGGCGGCGCGGUGCGCGCCGUGCCCCUGAAGGAGCUGCAGCACAGCGGCGAGCGCGAGGAGGAGCUGGAGACGGUGCGCACCGUGGCCAGCACGCUGCAGGUGUACCUGCUCUCGACGGGGCCGGACUCGGGGAAGCUGUAUGCUUGGCUGCCGCUCGAGGACCUGGAGAGCCUGAGCAGCCGCGCGGGCGCCUUCAUCCUCAGGAAGUGGAUCGGCCUGCUCGACUUCUCCGCCGUCAACUGCGCGCCGACGACGGAGGGCGAGCCCCCCGAGCGCCACCCCUCUGAGUCCUGGGAGCUGGACCUGCCCCGGGCCGCCCCCUCCGCCACGCUGCCGCGGCAGCUCCUGGAGAAGAAGACCUCCUUCGCGUCGCUGGCGAUGGCGCAGGAGGCGACGAUGCGGGCCCCAGCGCAGACGCCGUGGUCGUGGCUCCGCGGCCACGUCUUCUCGGCGCCCGGCGGCGGCGGCGCCCGCGCGGCCACGGCGCCAGCCUCGGCGGGGCGACGCGUGCGGCCCGUAGCAGACGGGGCGCUGGGCGAGGCGGAGGCCCCGCCGCCGCCGCGGGACGCCUCCGGCCCAGAGCGAGGAGCCGUUCGGCGUGGAGGCCGUCCAGGCCUUCGGCGAGGCGAGGGACCCCGUGCAGGACUUCGGCGAGGAGCCGUUCGUCGUCCAGAGUCUCAGCGAGGACUUCGAGGCGCUGCGCCUGCUCGCCGUGCACGAGGAGGGCGCGGAUGACCCCCCGGAGCUGGCCAUGUGCAGCAGGGGCACCGACUGCUCCGUCCAGACCAUCCAGGAUCAGGGCCGAUUGGAGUAGGGGGCGCGCUCCUUCCCCGACUGGUCCCCCCCUGCGCGGCCUUCCCUCCGCGCAGGAGUUCGGCACUGAGAGCGAGCGGCUAUCCAGGGUGCCGCGGCCGCCGCACCCCGAGGGCCUGCCGGGGGCCUGCCAGGAGGCCUAGGAGCCGAGGGGGCCGCCGCCGGCGAGGUGCCGCGGCGCGCGGGGCCCCCUCGAGCUCCUCGGCGCCUCCUCGGGCACCGCAGCGGCCGAGGGGCCUUGGCCGUGGCAACUGCUGGCCAGGCCUCGGCCGCGUGGCUGCGGGGGGCCGCCCUCGCUGUGGGGGCUCUGGCCCGCGCUCGGUGCUGGGACGUUUUCCGAAUUGGCUGCUGCGCCCUGCUCCUUGCCCCUGGCCGUGCGGGCGCUCCGGCUUCCACGGCGAGCGCUGAGUUUUCACCCGCGCACUGCCUGCCUGCCUCUUGGCUGUUCGCCCCCCCCCCUGUCUGCAGGCUUCUCGUCGCCUCCUCUUCACUCCCCUUCUCCUCUCUCUCGGUCUCUUGUCUCGCUAUUCUCGGCUGUUCACCCUCCUCCUCCUUCCUCGUAUCCGUCGCGUUGCAUUUAUAGUUCUGGCCGUUUGGUCGCCCCGCCACGCGGCCCCCGCGCGCGCAGACCGCCCUCGGCCCCCGGCCAAGUGUGGAAUCUCGGAUCGCCGA